CUCUAAAGCGGAAGCUACCAUGCUAACUUGCCGAAAUUGACCGGAGCCGCGUCGCGAGGACAGGUGGGAGCUCCGCUCCGGUCUGACGAGCCGCUGUUGUUCUCAAUACAAAGGGAACUGGGUCGGAAACAAGAAGAAAAAAACAAUUAUAAGAACCAAAAUCAGUAUUUUUUGUCGAAAAUAUCUAGCGACUAAAAUAUAAAACCAGUGCGACUUUUUUGUUAUUUAUAUUUUUUUAUUUGUAAUUUUAAAGCGGCGGCUUUUGUGUGAAAAUGUCUAUUGGCUGAGAUAAUUUAAAUAGAAGCUGCGCAGUCAUACCUUCAUAAGAACUGGAGCCAAAACAGUGUUGAUACUGCAAAGACUUCUGGGAGUCCAGUUCUCGUCAGAAGGGAUGCAGAUUGGUGGCUGAGCGUCCGGCGCCGUUCGGUUGAAUCCAGGACGCCCAUUUGCUUAUCUCCCAGAUAUGGCGGCUGAUGACAAGGUGGCCAUCCUCCCGGAGGACGAGGAGGACGCGAAGAAGAAGUAUGUGCUGUCCGAGCCGUUCAACUACCUGUCUAUGGAGCAGCAGGGGGAGCAGCAGGGUCCAGACCCGGAGCCCCAGCCGGAGCCGGUCCAGGACCUCAAGCCCGUCCCCAUGGACUGCUGCGAGAGGCUGUGCCUGCGCAUCAACAGCCACCUGCUCAUCUCCAAAGUCUUCUACUUCUUCUUCUACGCCGCCUACGGCUCGCUGCACCCCCUGCUGGCGGUGUACUACAAGCAGCUGGGCAUGUCGGCGAGCCGCAGCGGACUGCUGGUCGGCAUUCGGUACUUCAUCGAGUUCUGCAGCGCCCCCUUCUGGGGGAUAGUGGCCGACCGCUUCAAGAAGGGCAAAGCGGUGCUGCUGUUCUCCGUCAUGUGCUGGCUGAUGUUCAACUGCGGGAUCGGGUUCGUGAACCCGGCGGACAUGCAGUGCGUGGAGGUGGUCGGGUCCUCCACGACGACUGCGGCGCCGACCGCUCCAAACGCCACGGUACCGAUCAACUCCACCAACCCGACCAGGAGUCGCAGGAGCGUUCUGGACUUGACUCUCGGCCUCAAUGUAACCUCGACCCCCUACAACGUGACUGAGACCGCCACCGUCCACUCCACCGCCACUUCCACCCGACCUCCUACGACCUCGCAGAAGGAGUACCAGAUUGUCUUCAACCAGGACCAGGUGGAGACCAUCUUCCUCAUCAUUCUGCUCGUCAUCAUCGUGGGCGAGUUCUUCAGCGCGCCCGCCGUCACCAUCGUGGACACGGUCACCCUGCAGUACCUGGGCAAGGCCCGGGACCGCUACGGCCUGCAGCGGAUGUGGGGCUCGCUGGGUUGGGGUCUGGCCAUGCUCCUGGUGGGGAUCUGGAUCGACCACACCCACGUGGCCAUCCAGACCCACAUCGAGGGGUGCGUGCCGCCGGAUUACCGCCUGCACAACUACAGGAUCGCGUUCAUCGUCUUCGGCGUCCUGAUGGGCGUGGCCUUCAUCGUGGCCACGCAGUUUUAUUUUGAGCGCGGUGGCGACUACACGCAGGAAGUCCCGGAGGUGGUGGAGGAGUCCUCAAACCCCCAGACGGACCCCAGUCCCUCCAGCCAGACGCCCAGCGGGUCGGAGGCGCCGCAGGAGUUCCACUACAGCGACCUGCUGCGGCUGCUGUGCACGGUGCGCUACAGCUCGGUGCUGUUCGUGGCGUGGUUCAUGGGGUUCGGCUACGGCUUCGUCUUCAGCUUCCUGUACUGGCACCUGGAGGACCUGAAGGGGACCACCACGCUGUUCGGGGUCUGCUCCGUCCUCAGCCACAUCUCCGAGCUCGGCGCCUACUUCACCAGCCACAAGUUCAUCGAGCUGGUGGGACACGUCCGAGUGCUGUACAUCGGCCUGGCCUGCAACACCGCCCGGUAUCUCUACAUCUCCUACCUGGAGAACGCCUGGAUCGUGCUGCCCAUGGAGGUCCUUCAAGGGGUGACGCACGCCUCCGUCUGGGCGGCGUGCAUCUCCUUCCUGAGCGCCGCCGUGCCGCCGGCGUUGAGGACGUCGGCUCAGGGGAUCCUACAGGGGCUGCACCUGGGGCUGGGCCGCGGCUGUGGAGCCAUGGUGGGAGGAGUCUUCGUCAGUUAUUUUGGUGCCGCGAAGACGUUCAGAGGAAUCGGCAUGGCGUCCCUCGUCAUCCUCCUCAUCUUCUCCCUCAUCCAGUGUCUGAGUGAAGACAGCAAAGAGAAAGAGGACCAAAUCCUGGCGGAGAACAUCCCAGUUCCGUCCAGCCCCGUCCCCAUCGCCACCAUCGACCUGGUUCAGAACCAGAACCAGAGCGCCGUGGACAGCCCGAUCCCGGCCCGCCCGGCCACGGCGCUGCUCCUCAAGAAGACGAAGCACCAGCAGGACCAGGAGGACCCGAUGAAGCCGGCCUGGGUGCUCUCCGGCGCCCCCUGGGUCACCAUCGCCUUCGCCAUCGUCCAGAUCAGAGAGAUGAUCAGCCUGAAGAGGAGCAGCCGACCCGCCACGGAAGAUCAAGCGCUGGAGGUGACUGAUCAAGCUCCGCCCGAAAGCCAAGAGGCGGGAGAGGCGAGCAUCGGAGAACAGGAACCUGAAACCCAACGAAGCAGCGACGACACGGAACCGACAGACCCAACCCAGCCCGUCUCGGAGGGGGGCGGGCCGAAGGAAAACCCCGCCUUCACGGAGGAGGACACACAGCGAUACUUGAGCUGAUCUCCGUCACGGAGACGAGUGUAAACUCUGUAUUUAUACCGACGAAUACGAAAAUCUGUGGAGUUAAAUUAUUGGGAUUUAAUUUAUUUAUUUGAAUUUUUUCGUGGGUAUGUUCGGGUUUGAAAUGGAAGUUCUCCCCCUCUUUAGUUUUUUUGCACCGUCUGAUCCGUAAAGGUCAAACGUUCCUCUUUAUAAGCUAUUUAUUCCCUGAAAACAGCCGAGUGUUGAAUCAAUGACUCGGCACUUUGAUCCAGAAACAUGACGCUGCGCUUUCAGAGGAUCGUCGCUACGGUGACAGCAUCAAAGUCAACUUCCAAAAAUAGAAUUCAAUGUCAAAAAAGUUUUUUUUUUCUUUCUAAGUUUCAUUUGUAUUUUCAGAAACUAGUGAGUCUAGUUAAAUACGGUUCAGAAAAGAUCAAUUUUCCACAGAAAAACAAAACAAACCGAGGUAUUUGGAACCAAACGAGCUGCUUAACAUUUCCUGAAAACAAACCGUUUCAUUUUGUUUGAUUCUCAAACCGAUCAGAAAGUAUUUGUGAGAGAAAAGUGCCUGAAAGCUGCAGUAGAAACACUCCGCUGGGGAUUUAGCCACAAAAAAAGUCUAAAAAUAUGAAGACUUCAACGGCAUUUGUGAGUCUUUUUUCCCUACAUUUGAUCAGUGAGAUUCCAGACUUAAAGGCCUUUUAUUUUAUUUUUUUAAGCCUCUUUAAUCUGCAGUUUUCUUGUGUCCGGUACUCCUACGGAGAUUCCUACUGUUCAAACUGCCAACGCUGGCGCGCAGACUCGCCUCUGAACUUCCAUGCCAAAAAGUUCCCAGUAUUCAGCGUCUCUGCGGAGGAAAGCCUUAAGAUGAACUCUGUUCAUUGUCUUGUUGCACACAUGAUUAAAGGAUGUUUUGGAAAAACA
Messenger RNA from Oryzias melastigma (Indian medaka), 3631 nucleotides. RefSeq names its product major facilitator superfamily domain-containing protein 6-A. Lineage: Eukaryota; Metazoa; Chordata; Actinopteri; Beloniformes; Adrianichthyidae. The transcript is spliced from 7 exons. The coding region runs from base 464 to 2725 and encodes 753 amino acids. Gene Ontology annotation, cellular component: plasma membrane. The record is from RefSeq and is a predicted model, not a curated record. Gene Ontology annotation, biological process: antigen processing and presentation of exogenous peptide antigen via MHC class I.